UCUCUCUCCUGUGGCUGCAGAGAUGCUGCAGGACGUGGUUGGCCUCGCUGCCGUGUCCGUGCUCGCCGUGCUGGAGCAAGCAUACUUCUCCCUGCAGGUGAUCUACGCCAGGAGGAAGUUCUCUGUGGCUCCGCCCUCCACCGAUGGACCACCGGAGUUCCAGAGAGUCUUCCGCGCCCAGGCCAACUGCUCCGAGUAUUUCCCGAUCUUCAUCACGGUGCUGUGGAUGUCCGGCCUCUUCUUCAGUCAGGGCCUGUCAUCACUCUGCGGGCUGCUGUAUUUAUACGGACGGCUCCUUUACUUCAGAGGAUAUUCACAGGCGGCACAGGGACGUCUGGCUCCUCUGUAUUUCAGUGCGAAGGUUCUCUGGCUCCUCAUCGGUUUCUCCUCCGUCGGUGUUCUGUCGUUCCUCUGUCGUUUCCACCUGGGCGUCGACCUGCUGCAGCUGCUGCUGUCGCCGCUCGGCCUGCAGCCGUGACCCCGGGGUCAGAGGUCACCAGGUCAAAGGUCACCGGUCUGGGUGGGGCUCAUCAGCUUGACCGGCCCGUCACAAAUUAAUUGGCAUCAAGAUAAAGAGAAGAAGAAGAAGUUCAUAUUUUGGACAGAACAUGAGGGUGUGAUGGUAAAUGUUGGCCAGCAGGUGGCGGUGCUGCUUCACACUGAAACACAACCUGCAGCCGAGCAGAUCCACAGGA
Molecule: messenger RNA, 695 nt
Organism: Myripristis murdjan (pinecone soldierfish)
Lineage: Eukaryota; Metazoa; Chordata; Actinopteri; Holocentriformes; Holocentridae
Gene: ltc4s
Product: leukotriene C4 synthase
Exons: 5
Coding region: 23-478 (151 amino acids)
Biological process (GO): leukotriene biosynthetic process
Cellular component (GO): membrane; nuclear envelope; endoplasmic reticulum
Molecular function (GO): glutathione transferase activity; glutathione peroxidase activity; leukotriene-C4 synthase activity
Source: RefSeq, a predicted model, not a curated record